Messenger RNA from Melampsora larici-populina 98AG31, 843 nucleotides. RefSeq lists its product as uncharacterized. Gene Ontology annotation, biological process: actin cytoskeleton organization; barbed-end actin filament capping. The transcript has 6 exons. The record is from RefSeq and is a predicted model, not a curated record. Gene Ontology annotation, molecular function: actin filament binding. NCBI's taxonomy places the organism in Eukaryota, Fungi, Basidiomycota, Pucciniomycetes, Pucciniales, Melampsoraceae. Gene Ontology annotation, cellular component: actin cortical patch; F-actin capping protein complex. Bases 1 to 843 code for a protein of 280 amino acids.
AUGGAACACGAACCAAGUUUAGAAGAAAAGAUUUCCGUGGCUUCAAACUUUAUACUACAAUCACCACCUGGAGAAGUGAAUGAUGUAUUCAAUGAUGUAAGACCUAUUGUAGGAGACGAUGCAGAACUUGAAAAUGGUUUACUUCCUGCACUUUCACAAUAUAAUACUGAACAACUCACUUUAGUCGAAUUACCCAAUGCGAAAAUCCCAGCGAUGAUUUGUGAAGCAGCCAAAUUAAAUGAAGGAAUUGAAAACCUUUAUAUGGAUCCAAAUUCAUCACAAACGUUUAUUUUUGAUCAUUUGAGACUUACUGUCAAAGAUGUUAAAGCUUAUACACCGAAAAAAGAUACGAUUGAAGAAACUCGAUUUGAGAUUUCAAAUCAAGCCGAGAAAUAUGUUAAAGAACAUUAUCAAGGUGGUGUUUGGAAAGUUUCAAAUGAAGUAGAAGAUGAAGAAAAGAAAUUUCAAUUAUAUAUUGUGGGUAACAAAUAUAACCCAGGAAAUUAUUGGACGGGACGAUGGCGUAGCAUAUACGAAAUUGAUCUUACUUCAGGUACUGUUAAGGGGCAAAUCCAAGUCAAUGUACACUAUUACGAGCAAGGAAAUGUAAGUCUCUCAUCAUCUUUUCUUACAAACUCCUGUUCAGGUUCAGGUUCAGUAACAGCAAGUCAAGUGAUCAAAUCGAUCUCACAAGCAGAAACAGCGUAUCAAAAAUCAGUGAAUUUAGCUUAUAUGGAACUGGGUGAUGAUACUUUUAAACAACUUAGAAGAGCUUUACCAGUCACCAAACAAAAGAUUGAUUGGAAUAAUAUCAAGACUAAGAUUGUGUUUAAUGAUAAAUAA